AACCACCACUCAGUAGUAGUCCAAUUCAUUCCUUAUUCCCAUCAAGUAGCCGCAAACUGCAUUUAUCAUCAUCAGUGGGGUAAUUGCACGCCAUGCGCCAAAGCGUCUUGAGCCUUGCACCUCCACUUAUAAGUAGGCCCAGCUACUCAUGGUCUCGCAUCAACGCCCGUUCAACCCCCUCUCUUUGUUCAUUCAAACCUCGACAACAAACUGUGUGUCUCGGUCAUAGACUCUUCAACUCUACAGCCGCCAAGAUGUCGUUCCCACCAACUCUCAAGCUCAACGACGGUAAUGAGAUUCCACAGCUCGGAUAUGGCCUUGGAACUGCCCGAUUCAAGCGCAAUGGAGGGCCUCUAGACGCCGAACUCAUUGAGCUCACCAGGAAAGCCAUCGACAUCGGCUACCUCCACCUUGAUGGUGCCGAAGUAUACGGAAAUGAAGAAGAGCUCGGCGCUGCCAUCAAGGCCUCAGGCGUUCCCCGAGAGAAACUCUUCGUCACAACCAAAAUCAGUGCCCUCGAGAAGAAGGACACCGAAAAGGCUUUCGCCCUCUCACUGAAGAAGCUUGGCCUUGACUAUGUCGAUCUGUAUCUGAUCCACGGUCCUUUCUUCGCCGACACCGACGAGGACUUGCAGGAGAAAUGGGCUGACCUGGAAGCCAUCAAGGCUUCCGGCCGGGCAAAGUCCAUUGGCGUCUCCAACUUCCUCCAGGAGCAUCUAGAAGCUCUCCUCAAGACGGCCAAGGUGGUGCCCGCAAUCAAUCAAAUCGAGUACCACCCUUACCUCCAGCACGGCGAUCUCAUUGCGUUCCACAAGAAGCACAACAUCGCCAUCGCCUCAUUUGGCCCCUUGGUGCCAAUCACCACCGUCAAGGGCGGCCCAGUGGUCCCCGUCUACAACAAGCUAGCGGAGAAGUACGGCGUUACGGAUUCUGACGUCGGCCUCCGAUGGGUUCUUGAUCAGGGAAUUGUCACACUCACAACCAGCUCUAAGGAGUCGCGGUUGACCGGAUAUCUCGAGCGGUUGCCCAAGUUUAAGCUGACGGACGAGGAGGUGGCGGAGAUUUCGACGGAGGGAAACAAGAACCACUUCCGGUCAUUUUGGAGAAACAAGUUUGCCGAGGAUGACAGAAGGUAGACGAUGGUGGCCAUCUCAAAUUAUUACUAUUCCUUUUAGACAUAAUAAUAAGGUUAUAGAUUGGUGGGCGUAAAACACUAGCCAUCUCUUGUAAGCUGACGGAAUAUGUUGGCGG
Molecule: messenger RNA, 1251 nt
Organism: Trichoderma harzianum CBS 226.95
Lineage: Eukaryota; Fungi; Ascomycota; Sordariomycetes; Hypocreales; Hypocreaceae
Exons: 3
Coding region: 93-1136 (347 amino acids)
Molecular function (GO): oxidoreductase activity, acting on NAD(P)H as acceptor
Source: RefSeq, a predicted model, not a curated record